AUGGCCUUUUUUCAAGAUUGUUGGGAGAUUGUGCGGGAGGAGGUGAUUCAGGUUCUACAAGAAUUUUAUGAUUAUCAAAAGUUUGAGAAGUCGUUGAAUGCCACAUUUAUCGCUUUAAUUCCCAAGAGAGUGGGUGCUUCAGAGUUGAAGGAUUUCCGUCCUAUUAGUUUGGUAAGUGGAAUUUAUAAGAUUAUUUCGAAGGUUUUGGCAAAUCAAAUGAGCAAGGUGAUGGAUAAGAUUACUUCUAAAUCUCAAAACGCAUCUGUUAGAGGUCGACAAAUCAUUGAUUCAGUGUUGAUUGCGAAUGAGUGUUUAGAUAGUUGGAUGCGGGAAGGUGUUUUGGGGGUUCUUUGUAAUGGACAGCCUUGUGGUUAUUUUCAGAGUUCUAGAGGAUUGAGACAGGGGGAUCCGUUAUUUCCAUUUUUAUUUGUUCUUGUUAUGGAAGCUUUGAGCCGUAUGGUGGAAGCAAUGGUAGGAGGAGCUGUAUCCAGACUAAAGGUGAAUUUGGGUAAAUCGGAGCUGGUCUCAGUGGGAGAUGUGCAUAAUAUUAACAAUUUGGCAGAAUUAUUGGGGUGUAGAGUUGCUUAUUUGCCUAUGAAAUAUUUGGGUCUUCCGUUGGGGGCGUCGUUCAAGGCAAAGUAUAUUUGGGAUGGGGUGGUUGAGAAGAUUGAGAAGAGUGAGAAUGCACUGUUUAGAGCUUUUCUGACUGUUUUCAGAUUGGCUGUUAAUCAACAGGCAUCAAAUUCAGAGUUGAUGAGUUAG
Juglans microcarpa x Juglans regia is the source of this 762-nucleotide messenger RNA. RefSeq lists its product as uncharacterized. The record is from RefSeq and is a predicted model, not a curated record. The transcript has 4 exons. Bases 1 to 762 code for a protein of 253 amino acids. Lineage: Eukaryota; Viridiplantae; Streptophyta; Magnoliopsida; Fagales; Juglandaceae.